AAAAUCCAACCAGAGGGGCUUUAAAUUUAAAAGAACAAGAAAAAGGGAAAAGGAAGGAUUUCUGGUUCGCCUCCGGCCGCUUCAUCCUCACGCAGCUCUCGCCUCGCCGUCGCCGCCGCCGCCGCCCCGCCACUCGAGCGAAGAGAGGAUGCAGAUCUUCGUGAAGACCCUGACGGGGAAGACCAUCACCCUCGAGGUGGAGAGCAGCGACACCAUCGACAACGUCAAGGCCAAAAUCCAGGACAAGGAGGGGAUCCCUCCAGAUCAGCAGCGUUUGAUAUUCGCUGGCAAGCAGUUGGAGGAUGGACGCACACUGGCUGACUACAACAUUCAGAAGGAGUCAACUCUUCACUUGGUCCUCAGGCUCAGGGGUGGCACUAUGAUCAAGGUUAAGACCCUCACUGGGAAAGAGAUUGAAAUUGACAUCGAGCCCACUGACACGAUCGACAGGAUCAAGGAGCGUGUCGAGGAGAAAGAAGGCAUUCCUCCCGUGCAGCAAAGGCUCAUCUAUGCUGGUAAGCAGCUUGCCGACGACAAGACUGCAAAGGACUACAACAUCGAAGGUGGCUCUGUCCUUCAUCUCGUCCUUGCUCUGAGGGGUGGUCAUUAGUAAACCUAAUCUGCUACUUAGCCCAGUGCUUUCAAAUGGCUGAGAAAAGUUACUCUUGUUGGCAUGGAACUUAUGAAGAGAUAAUAACAUACUGCCUUUGCACAUUUGCCUAGUGGGAGAGGUUGUCUUCCAUGUUAUUAUCUUAAUAUGAUUUGACGGCGUUAUUCCAGAUUCGUCAGCCUCUACUGAUG
Molecule: messenger RNA, 801 nt
Organism: Oryza brachyantha (malo sina)
Lineage: Eukaryota; Viridiplantae; Streptophyta; Magnoliopsida; Poales; Poaceae
Product: ubiquitin-NEDD8-like protein RUB1
Exons: 3
Coding region: 149-610 (153 amino acids)
Biological process (GO): modification-dependent protein catabolic process; protein ubiquitination
Cellular component (GO): nucleus; cytoplasm
Molecular function (GO): ubiquitin protein ligase binding; protein tag activity
Source: RefSeq, a predicted model, not a curated record